AUGGCGGCCUCAGCCAGUUACGCGACACCUCAACACGCAUCCUCGGCACAGCCAGCCCCAGCAAACCCGGGCAACCAUGCGACACUCCACAAGGACGGCUAUCCUAGUCUUGCUUUCUUCUUUUCGCAAAACAGCAGAUAUUUGCAUUUGCGAAAAUUCUCCGCUCUCGCAAUCCGCGUUCUGCUAUAUCGCCAGUACAAACUGACCAGGUUGGAAAAGGACCUGCUGCAUCUUGAACAACGCGAUGCUGAAAAGAACCCGAAUAUCUUGAAAGACUUUGCUCUCAUCGAAGCAGAAUCGAGAAGUUCUGGAGUCCCUCCAGAGGCUACUCAGUGUUGGCUGUACGAAGAGCUUCAGAGCGAGUUGAAGGAAUAUGAAGAAGCACUGCUGCGACUCAAUCGCCUUGCCGGGAAAGGCUACGAUGUCGCGGACCUUCGUAAUUUACAGGUCUUGUUUGACCAGACUCGUGGACCACCGGGUGCUCUUUUGGGACUCGACGGAGCGGUCUGGGGCUCGACGAACGAUCAGGAAGGCCACGCAUUCGACAUCUACCAGAUCAUCGAUCAGCCAAGUCUCAGUAAGAUAGGAAGGUUCUUCUGGGAUAAGUUUGCCCUGUGGGCUCCGUACAUUCCAGCCUGGCUCUGGAUGGCCCUGACCUGGUCAAGACCACCCCCAGUCGGGUAUGUGUAUGAGGCCUUCAGCAUGCGCAGAUUCGAAGCUGUGGUUGAACUUUCCGGAAACAUCUUAGCUUCAUUGCUCAUAUAUGUGGCCGUUACCUCCCUGUACCUCACCGCGGAGCGUGCAUCAAGCGUCGUAGGGGUUAUCGUUAUUGCUGUAAUCAUAACCGCUUGCAGUCUGUUGUUUCGCAAUCAGAAGUUCGUCUCUAUGCUUUCGACGUAA
Messenger RNA from Alternaria novae-zelandiae, 900 nucleotides. RefSeq lists its product as uncharacterized. Bases 1 to 900 code for a protein of 299 amino acids. The transcript is spliced from 2 exons. Lineage: Eukaryota; Fungi; Ascomycota; Dothideomycetes; Pleosporales; Pleosporaceae. The record is from RefSeq and is a predicted model, not a curated record.